Molecule: messenger RNA, 791 nt
Organism: Ochotona princeps (American pika)
Lineage: Eukaryota; Metazoa; Chordata; Mammalia; Lagomorpha; Ochotonidae
Gene: LKAAEAR1
Product: LKAAEAR motif containing 1
Exons: 3
Coding region: 82-753 (223 amino acids)
Source: RefSeq, a predicted model, not a curated record
UUUCUCAGUUCAAACAACAGCUGGUAGGCAGGGAGGGGACAGAGAUCCGGACGGCAGGUGGGACCUCAAGUGGGACCGCUGAUGGAACGGCAGGGCCGAACAAUGCAGCGGCGGUGGUCGAAGGAGGCCGGAAAAAAGGGUACAAAGGAACACACCAGAGGGAGCGCACAGGCAGCACGGCGCGCCAAGGGGGCGCCCUCGACGGAACCCCUCGAGCCGCGCUGGUCCUUGACGCAGGAGAGCUUGGCCGCUAUGUCCCCCGCACAGCGCCACCGCCACCUGCUCUUUGGCGACCUGCAGCACGACGUGGGCCUGGCCCCCUCCAUCUUCCCCCGCGAGUCGGUGGAGGUGACACACCGUAUGCCUGACCCGCGCGCCUGGACACAGCCGCUCGAGCCGCCCGGAGAGCCUCAGGACCGGCUCAUCGGCGUCCUCAAGGCGGCAGAGGCCCGCGGACGCGUCCGCGCGCUGCGGCUGCGCUACAACCGGCUUCGGACCGAGGAGAUCCUACUGCUCAUCCAGCACCAGCGGUCUGCGCGCGCCGCCAUGCGGCUCGAGGUGUUCCUGCCGCCGCAGCUGAAGCCCACGCGGAUCCCGGACCCGCUGCACCGGCAGGAGGUGCCCGUGAGCCCAGGGGAAGGCGAAGGGGGCCCCACCCGUCUGCACAUGCGACCCCAACCUCUGUCCCCACAGCGGCGGCGCGUGGAGACCAUCCUGGAGGACAGGGCCGAGGGCGGCAACUUCCUGCGGUGACCCCUUCGCACACCCCGCAUGUAAAGUUUUCUUCUUCG